UCCUUAACCUGCUGUGCUACAGCAGGAACUCCCCAACAUCUAUUUUUGAAUUCCCAAAGACAGGAGUUGCUGAAGCUGUUAUUUAGUAUUUAAGGAGUUGUUUUGGUUGAAGGUGCGUGCCUUGAUAGGUAGAUGUGUGCCUUUUAAGUAAGACUGCUCUUUAACGAAGGCUUUUGGAAGGAUGGCAUUAUUAUUGUUGUUGGUUGACUUACAUAAUCUUAUAGCUGAUUAAUGGCAAAGCCACAUCUAGACUUCAAGACUUCCAACACCCUCAUAGAGAUUGUUUAACUAAAUCGUGCUCGCCACCCGGAUGGAAUCUUAUUGCGAACUUUUGUCAUUACUAAUGCUAUUACAUAAAUAUCUUCCAUUUUAAUCUACAUUUAUAUAGAACAUUAGCUAAAAAACAUCAGGAUCCAUUUCAAAUGUCUAGAAAGGCCUUAGAGCAGGACUGCCAUCCCUUCCAGCCUCCACAAUAUUAUGAAAGGGGUCAUUAAGAGACUUCUGGAUAUUCGUGGCUCCACAAAAUCAUGACAAAAAGUCAUGAGGAGCUUUCUAGGUGUUGAGCCAGGAUUCUGAGACUGUGCAGGAAGGGACACACUCCUUGUUGUAGGGAUAAUUUUACAGAGUCAAGGAAAGCAUGAUGGGCUAACAGUACAUUAGAGGAAGAUGGCAAUUAUAUGUCACUUUUUACUUAAUAGACUUUUAUUUUUUUUAUUUUACUAAAUAGACUUCUUACUUUUCCCUGAGGAGCAGGGAGGGAGUAUUUUCUGAAACAGUUUCUGACAGAAAAUGACUAUGAACUAGUCUCUGGAAAGGCUGGACAUCUGAGUCCUUCGAACCCUGCCUCCUCACCUGCCCUCACACUACAUGUGUGUGUUAUUGAUGCCCAGAGUUGGGAAAGGAAGAACAGAUGGGCACAAAAGGUCAUGCCCUGGGCACAGAUCACGGUAGCAUUCUUUACUUGCAUGGUUUUUUAAAGUCUUUUAAAGUUGCUCAUUAAUUUUUUUAAAGUUCUGUUGGAGUAUGCUUCUUUCUUCCUGUCGGUCUGAGACCUCACCUCUUCUGUGUUUUAUAACCAGGGGCCAGGUAAAUUGCCACACACAGGACGGAAUAGACGUUUGCAGGUACUGGCAAAACAGAUUAGAUGUCCACCUGUCAGGAAAUCUUCUCAGUGAAAUCUUCCUGGAAAAUAAUUACCUUGCUCUGUGGAUAAUUUCUAGAACGCUCACCUUUUUCUGAGAUAGAAAUCCUCUAGGUGGUCAGGCACUGUAAACCCUGGUAAAUGUUUAUGAAAAUUCCUGUCGUUUGUAGGACAUUAUCUAAUGCAAAAGUCCAUUUUGAGGCAAUGUCAGUAGCUCGUCGGAAAAAGUCAGUUAUUAAGCAGGCAAUCCCAUUGGCUUACUAAUUUUCUGGAAAGCAUAUGAAACAAUAAACCUUAAUAUAGUUUAUGCAUAAAUCAUUUGUGCUUAAUGGAUCCGCAUUUUCACUCAUGUUUUAUUCAAACCCUUUGCCUAAGCUGCAGUUAGGUAACUAAUUGCACAUUGGUCGGAAAGUUGAAAACAUAAGAAGCAACUGAGCAAGAUGAGGUCAUUAUUUUCCUCCAGCACCAGAUGGGUACCACAGGUGGGUACCAUAACACUGGAUCUCUUCCAUAUGAUGCAGAAAGAAAAUUAGAGAUUAAUGUUGUUUAAGCUUUAAAAUAUUUUAUUAUAAACGUUUUUGUUAAAUACUGAGUUACUGUAAAAUGAAAUACUUGACAACAUGCUGUUUUUGUGUAACAGUCAAGUUAAAAAUUUUAAUUCUAAAAUAGAAAAUAAUAUAAAAAUUAAACAGCAUCGAAGAGAAAAGAAAGCAAUUUUUUUUUUCUUCACUAUAAGUUGCUGUGAACUGUGAUGGUAUAAUGAAACAUUUUGGUAGGGAGCUUAUGGAAUUAUUCUCCAUACUUUGAUAUCUAAGAAGAGAUCACUUAAUAUAUUACUCUGCCUUAAUGUAUUAAAUCUUUUUAUGUGUCACCUUUAUAAUUUUCAGUGAAAAGUAUCAUAGUAUAUUGGCAUUUACGUAUGCUAGAGAUGAACACUCUUGGCUAGGAAAGAAAAGUCUCAGACACAAAGACUGAGCCUCCCUGGGGGUCUGGGCAUGCAAGCAGCAUAUCUGCAGGGGAAAAAUAUGUUUUCAUUUCAGGGAGUUUCGCUGUGGACCUGAAUGAUAUAUGGAGAUUGCCGAUUCAGUGAUCCAAAUCAGUGAUGAAGGCUGGCAGUAGCAAACCACACGGAUUAGUCUUUACACCUCUCAUCAUACUUGGCAGCAGGCACACUCCCUCUGUCUUAGUUACCUGAAGCUUAGAGAAGCAUAGUCUGGAGCUAUAACGAAAGGGGCAAAAUACUUUUAAAGUCUUUCUAUAUGGCAGACACUAUGCUAGAUUGCUUUAACCCUUAGCUUAUUUAAUCCUUGCCACAGCACUUAGAAUAAGAUUUUUGUUCUCACUUUACAGGUGAUGGAACUAAAACUCAGAAAGAUUAAGUAACCUCUGCAAGGUCGCAAAGAUAAUAGGUGGUGGAUCUAGAAUUAAAACCUGCCUGCCUGAUUUAUCCAAGGACGGCCUCUGCUGAGCCAGGUAUACUUCUUACUAGCUAAGCAACACAAUGGAAAACACAGCAAAAGCAAAUAAAAAGGAUAUCCAAGAUGGGCCACCAAAAGAAGUCAAACUGCCUACCAGUGAAGCACUUCUAGAUUAUCACUGUCAGAUAAAGGAAAAUGCAGUAGAACGAUUCAUGGUUCAAAUAAAGAAACUUAGGGAAAAGAACCAAAAGUAUCAAGAAAGAAAUAAACGCUUAAAGGAUGAACAGACUUGGCACAUACGGAACCUGCUAAAGGAACUGAGUGAAGACAAGUCAGAGGGAUCAACAGUUGUAACAAGGGAGGAAGUUGAAAGAGCAAUGAAGGAAAAAUGGAAAUUCGAAAGAGACCAGGAACAAAACUUAAAAGAUAUGCACAUCCAGAUAAAUAAUGCUGAGAAACUAUUUCUUGAGAAACUCAGUGAGAAGGAAUAUUGGGAACAGUACAAGAAUGUAGGGAGUGAACAGCAGGCUAAACUCAUUAUCGCCUUGCAAAACGACAUCAAUAGAGUUAAAGAGAAUGCUGAGAAAAUGUCAGAACAGUAUGACAUCAACCUAGAAGAUGUUAGAAAGAGAAUCAUCAGAGAAACUCUGUUGCAACUGGACCAAAAGAAGGAAUGGGCCACAGAGAAUGCUUUAAGGUUCAUUGACAAGGGCAGCUAUCGAGAGAUCUGGGAAAAUGACUGGCUCAAAAAAGAGAUUGCAACUCACAGGAAAGAAGUGGAAGAACUAGAACAUGCUAUUCAUGAACUGGAAGGAGAAAAUUUGGUGCUUAUUGAUCAGCUAUUCAACUGUAGACUUGUGGAUCUCAAAAUACCCAGGCGACUAUACCUUACCCAAGCUGUUGGACAGGAAGUGCCACCUGAAGAAAUGCCUUUGGAGUUGCCAGAAACAUCUAUAGAAAAGUCACAGUUGCAGCCUGUAGAAGUAAAAAGUAGAGAUCUAAUAAGCUUAUCACUUGGGAGCAGUUCUUUACCUCUCGGUCAUGAGGACAGCAGCAGGUAUAGCGAGCAGCUGAAGACAGAUGAAGAAGAGAGCUCAAGUAUAGCGUUUGGAGCCUCUGAUAUCAAAUACUUACUGUAUGAGGAUGAGCAGGAUUUCAAGGAUUAUGUAAACCUGGGCCCUCUGGAAGUGAAGCUCAUGACUGUGGAGAGCAAGAAAAAGCCCAUCCAUUUCCAAGAAAAGGAAAUUCCAGUCAAAUUCUAUGAAGAUGUCAGGAGCCCAGAAAGCCACAUCACAUAUAAAAUGAUGAAGUCUUUUCUCUAAGACGGAAAGCUGCAAAGUAAAAACAACUUCCUAUGCAUUUUCUUUGGGAACUGAGGUAUAUCAGUUGCCCAUUUUAUUUACGCUUUGGUCCAUUUUUAAAGCAACUGUUAUUUCUAAAGAUCCUAAUUACAUUUAAAGUCCUAGUUCUGAGUAUUCAGCUGCUCAUUUACCUGUGUGGCAUGAGAGACGAGAAUGAAAGUACCCUAUAUAUUUCCAUAUUCAAGUAUUUGGGAGCAUGACAGUGGGUCAAAAUGGUCUCUGAGGUUGCUUAUCACUUAAAAAUUUAUAGACUAAUAUAGGAUUCCAAUGUGAAAGAGUUCACUUAGAAAUUUUCUGAGAAAAAUUUAGAGGUUUGCGUUGUAUUGACUACACGUCCUUCCCCUGAGUGUGCUGAAUGAUGGACAGCCAGUCCACAAUUCAAGUCUACUCUUCUUUAAAUUAAUUCUAUUUUUAAUUCUAUUAAUUCUAUUUUUUUUUACAAGAAACACCUUUUAAAUAUAAGGCCAAAAAUAGACUGAAAGAAAAUUUACCACACAAACAUUAACCAAAAGGAAGGUGGUGUGACUAAACUAUUAGAAAAAGUAGAGUUUGAGGUAUGAAGGGUUAAGAAAAGUAAAGAGAAAAUGAAGCAAAAUAUGUCAUAAUACUAAGCACAUUAAUUCAUCUGGAUAAAAAUUCUAAGUAAUAAUAUAAUCUCAAAAUACAUAAACAAAAUUAACCAAACUAAAAAGCAAUAGGGUAAACCUUAUGUAUAUUUUACCACAAUAUAAAAUGAAAAAAGACAUAAACAAAUUCACAGACUUGAAGAUCUUACCAUGUCUCUCUCAAUGACUGAUAGACCCAUCCUUGGAAAAAAAAAAAAAGAAAGAAAAAAGUUAUUAAGGAUAUAAAAAGUUGAACAACUGUAGAAUACACAUACUUUUCAAGUGUACAUAAAAUACUUACAAAAAUAGACUGUAGCUGGGCCAUAAAGUAAGUGGCAACAAAUAUUCAAAAGGUUGAAAAUCAUGGAACACGUGAUUCUCUGACCACAGUAAAAAAUAACUAAAAACAAUACCAACCAACCAACCAAACAAACAAAAAAGCCCUUUCAAGUACACAAGAUACUUUUGAAAAACCAAUGGGUAAAAAAAGAAUCAUAAGGAAAACGUACUUUGAAUUAUAACGAAAAAUAGGGUGUUAAAACCUGUGGGAUCCAGCUAAUGUAACUUUAAGGGAAAUUUAUAACUUUAAGUUCAUGCAUUAAAAAGAAAGGUUGAAAAUUCAAUCAUCUAAGCUUUUAUCUCAAGAAUCUAGAAAAACAGCAAAAAUAAACCUAAAGAAAUUAGAAGAAAGGAAAUGAGUAGAAAUUAAUAGAAAGUUGACAUGUAGGAGUUCUCAUUGUGGCGCAGUGGUUAACGAAUCCGACUAGGAACCAUGAGGUUGCAGGUUCAAUCCUUGGCCUUGCUUAGUGGGUUAAGGAUCCGGCGUUGCUGUGAGCUGUGGUGUAGG
This is a messenger RNA of Sus scrofa (pig), 5372 nucleotides long. It is a transcript of the gene CCDC83, whose product is annotated as coiled-coil domain containing 83. The record is from RefSeq and is a predicted model, not a curated record. NCBI's taxonomy places the organism in Eukaryota, Metazoa, Chordata, Mammalia, Artiodactyla, Suidae.